AUGGUGUUAGAUAGUCAAUAUCAACAUCUGAUAGCGUGGAAUUAUACCGGAUCCUCGUUUAUUGUAUGCAACAUCAUGGAAUUUUCACGAGAUGUUCUACCGAAACAUUUUAAGCACAACAAUUUCUCGAGUUUCGUUAGGCAAUUAAACAUGUAUGGUUUUCAUAAAGUCAACAAAUCACCACGCGGGCACCGGACAUUAGCAGAAAAUCAGAUCUGGGAGUUUUCUCAUCCCAAAUUCCUACGGGAUCGCGACGAUCUUCUCAAUGAUAUCAAGCGCAAGUCGUUAGAAUCAGAUAACUCACGACGAGAAGGAGGCGAGAUCAACGGACAUGUGGCAAUGAUUCAAAUGUCACAAACCAAUAUGAUGCAGCAAAUUGCUCACCUCUUUGAAAACUUCAAUGAGGUUGUCAAGGAGUUGACGGAAAUGAAGCGAAAACAAGAAAUUCAACAACAGAUGCUGAAGGACAUGAUGCAACAUAUAUCUCAGCAAAAUGGCGGUAAGUAG
Radiomyces spectabilis is the source of this 507-nucleotide messenger RNA. Its product is annotated as HSF-type DNA-binding-domain-containing protein. The transcript is spliced from 2 exons. Gene Ontology annotation, molecular function: sequence-specific DNA binding; DNA-binding transcription factor activity. The record is from RefSeq and is a predicted model, not a curated record. NCBI's taxonomy places the organism in Eukaryota, Fungi, Mucoromycota, Mucoromycetes, Mucorales, Radiomycetaceae. Gene Ontology annotation, biological process: regulation of DNA-templated transcription. The coding region runs from base 1 to 507 and encodes 168 amino acids.